UGAGGAGGUGCAGAAGUCUAGUUUUCUCUCAGAACACUUGAAUUACAAUAUGCUGAAAGGUUAUUAUGGAUUUUUUUGCCCAAUGAUGCCAAAAAUAUACUGCCUACUGCCACUUUAAAUGUCCAAAAUGCAUCAAACGUUUUUAGAUGACUUGCAAUAAUGAGAUACUUAUUUGUGCUGGCUUAUUUUUGUAUAAAGUGAAUGAAAAUGAAUUAUUCUGACAUAAAUGCAUGUGCUUCCCCAAACUUGCCUCCCAUAAAAAAUGUUUACAUACAACUUAUUUGUUUUACCAAAUGCAUUUUGUGGAAAACAUAAUUUCAGCAUAGAUUUUUUUGUUUGUUUGAAUGAAGGAUUUUUUUUUUUUUUUGUCACUUUUGACUUUGUUGUGUAUGUUAAUUCAUUCAGUUGAGCAAAUUGCCUGUCUGAGAUCAGGCAGCCCUUUAAUGUUUGGCAUCCUGGACCAACUGUGUAACAAGACCUGCACUACUCCCCCCCGACCGACCAAUCAGCAUCCACCUUUUUGACCUCGAAUAACCUCCCUUUUUGAGCCUGCUAGUCGUCCAAUCAGAUGUUACGCUUUUGUCAGUGACUUCCUUGAAUGAAACCCGUCAUUAAAACUACAAGACUCAAGGUUUUAAAUUGAUUUUGUGGGCUUUUUCUCUCCUAGUAUCCUUGUGUCUUCUUACAGAACAGUCCCAAGUGAUGUUUACAUGUUAACCCAGAACAAAUAGGACAAAUAUACAAUAUAUAAUAUAAUAUAAACUAGCUAGAUUAGGUGUUAAAAAGGUUAUAUACCGAAGGAAAUUUUUUGUUUGGGAGGUUUCAGGCGUCAACAGCCAACAGCGUGUCGUAUUUCAAAGCGGAACUGAAGUUUGACUUUGAGCUGAGUGUCCUGUUUCCACACGAACAAUUAAUCCCGUUCUAUACUCGUUACGUAGCGGAGAUGGCAGCCCUCCGAACGGCACUCAAUGGACGACUUGUUAAGGCCCUCCCCUUGUCCUUUGGCUCACUGCGGCUCGUCAGCACCUUUAAGGCUGCAGAUCUCGUCAUCGAACGCAACGCAGCAUGCAAGCCGAAGCCAGACCCCUCCACCUUGGUGUUCGGCAAACAGUUCUCCGACCACAUGUUGACCAUCAACUGGUCGGAGAAGGGUGGCUGGGAGGCUCCUCAGAUCAAACCUUUCCAGAACCUGUCGCUGCACCCUGCCAGCUCUGCCCUGCACUACUCCAUAGAGCUGUUUGAAGGCAUGAAGGCGUUUCGUGGAGUCGACAACCACAUCCGCAUGUUCAGACCCAUGCUGAACAUGGAGAGGAUGCAUCGGAGCUCAGACAGAAGCAGCCUUCCUCUGUUUGAUAAAGGUGAGCUGCUGGAGUGCAUCAGGAAGCUGGUGGAGGUCGACCAGGAGUGGGUUCCCUUCUCCCAGGACGCCAGCCUCUACAUCAGACCCACCUUCAUAGGAAUUGAGCCUUCCCUCGGUGUGUCUCGGGCAGGACAAGCUAUGAUCUUUGUCAUCAUCGGCCCAGUGGGACCUUACUUCGCCACGGGCUCCUUCAACCCUGUUUCUCUGCUGGCAGACCCUUCAUUUGUCAGGGCUUGGAAAGGAGGCGUUGGGGCCUACAAGAUGGGAGGUAACUACGGUCCUACGAUAGCGGUGCAGAACGAAGCGGUGAAGCGAGGCUGUCAACAGGUCCUGUGGCUGUAUGGAGAAGAGGAGGAGAUCACUGAGGUCGGCACCAUGAACCUCUUCAUCUACUGGACCAAUGAGAAAGGAGAGAAAGAGUUGUUUACCCCUCCUCUGGAUGGCAUCAUUCUCCCAGGAGUCACCAGACAGUCUCUGCUGGACCUGGCCAGAACCUGGGGUGAGUUUAAGGUUACCGAGCGCACGAUGAGAAUGAAGGAGUUGCUGGGGGCUCUGGAUGAUGGGAAGAUCCUGGAGGUGUUUGGAGCGGGGACGGCCUGCGUCGUGUGUCCUGUCGGCAGUCUCCUCUACCAAGGAAAGACUUACCAGAUUCCGACUAUGCAGAACCUGGAUCUGGCAAAGAGGUUCCACAAAGAGCUUACUGAUAUUCAGUACGGACGCAAACCAAGUGAAUGGGCACCAUUGGUCGUUUAAACGGCCGUAUUGCACAUGCCAGUUGUAUCAACAGUUAGUCCCAUGAUUCCAGUGUGGACGACCAGCAGCCCCCCACCACCACCACCACUCUCAACCCACUAAUGCACUCCUGCUUACUUGCCAAUCGCGGAGACGAAUGCCUCUUUCUGAUGGUCUUCUCAGGCAACUUUUACAUGUUUCUCUUCUGCGUGGACUCUCAUAGGACUAUGGUUGGUAGGUUGAAAGUAAGAGCUCGCUUUGGAAAACAAUAUUAACAACAGUAUGCAAUAUUUUUUGACUUGACACGACCCUUAACUUAGGGGUAUGAACGACAAAGCAGGAGAAACAGCUGUCAUUGGAAGGUAAAACAAGCAUAUGCAGCCAGAUGAUAAAACAUAGAGAUGAGAUGUGGCUGAUGGUGAUAUACUGUAUGUUGGACCAGCAUGAACACAUUCAAAUCUCUAAUCUAAUUGGGUCAAUUUGCAUAAAGAAUACACUUCAUUCAAGUGUUUGUCCUCAUAUUCACUUGGACUAAUUCCUUGUGAGGACAGUGCUCAAAGUUAAUAGCACAAACAUUGAUUUUCAUCAACAUUGCAUUCUGGCAUUAAUCAAAAAUGUUUCAUUCGUAAGAGCUGAAAUAUUUAAUGCAGCUACAUAUUCGGUAUGUAGGAAAGUUAACCCCUGGCAGCAUGCAAUCUGUACAUGCUGUUUCUCAUCAACAAAUGUAUUAAACAUUUAUUUCACUACAGGAAAAACGUAUAUUAAUAACCUGUUCUACUUGCAACAACCCGUGAUGUAUUCUCCGAAACCUUAUAACUGUUGCGCGUGAGUAGUACCUGUAAACGUAUCAUAGGAUAAUGUUACUGAUAAUUGUUACUAUCGUGUACAUAAUGAUCUAAGAGAGUAUUGCUGUUAGUUUUAAUGGGGCCACGUCACUUUGACACCAGAGUUUGCACUGACCUUGUUUAAUGUCAGGUUUUUAUCUGAGCGGGAGUCAAAUUUGUAAGGAGGAAACGGGAGUGGUUUUUAUGUGUGUUGGUUUUGUUUGUGAAUAAGACGUCUGCACAAAAACUAAAGAUUGAUUAAGAAGGUCUGAGGUCUGAUGAUCAGACAACAUGCUGUAGAAGAGAAGGACUGUUACACGCUGGCUCUGGUUUGUGUGUAGUCAUUAUAAAAACCAUGUAAGAGAUAAUGUUGUUAUUUUAGAGGUUUUUAAAUUAUAUUUUUCCUCGUCCUUGAUAUGAAAUUAGGUCAACUGUCUUCCAAAGUACUUGACUGUGUCUCCAUUGUUUUACUUUAUUCUGGGCUUCAUACCCUUCCUUCUCCGAUUUCUUUUUCUCACUUUGAAUGUAUUUUUAUUUUUACACACCUACUGUUCACCUGUCCCUCUCUUCUGUCUAAGUGCCUGACCUCAGUUUGUCAGCCUGUUCUGUGGAUCUUCAGCUGUUGUUUUAUGUUUUUUCCAGUUUGUGCACUAGGGGAUGUAGCUGGAUUCUUUGUCAGUUUAGUUGUUUUAAAUGUGCUGUUACUUUUACUCGGCUGUAAUGUUUUUACAAUAAACCUGAUCUGAGUUUAGCCUGUAUUGGUA
Messenger RNA from Sebastes umbrosus (honeycomb rockfish), 3680 nucleotides. It is a transcript of the gene bcat2, whose product is annotated as branched chain amino-acid transaminase 2, mitochondrial. Bases 944 to 2113 code for a protein of 389 amino acids. Gene Ontology annotation, biological process: L-valine biosynthetic process; L-leucine biosynthetic process. The record is from RefSeq and is a predicted model, not a curated record. Gene Ontology annotation, molecular function: branched-chain-amino-acid:2-oxoglutarate transaminase activity. The transcript has 11 exons. Gene Ontology annotation, cellular component: mitochondrion. NCBI's taxonomy places the organism in Eukaryota, Metazoa, Chordata, Actinopteri, Perciformes, Sebastidae.